AUGACAGCAGUAACAACCAGAGCGGUGGCACCAGCAGCAGCAGUAACAGAAACACUCACACGAUCGGUAGCAACAGCAGUAGCAGCAACAGCAUCUGCUGCUGCAGGAAUGGUGGCACCAGCAGCAGCAGCAACAGAAACACUCACACGAUCGGUAGCAACAGCAUCUGCUGCUGCAGGAGUGGUGGCACCAGCAGCAGCAGCAGCAGUAACAGAAACACUCACACGAUCGGUGGCAACAGCAGUAGCAGCAACAGCAUCUGCUGCUGCAGGAGUGGUGGCACCAGCAGCAGCAGCAACAGAAACACUCACUCGAUCGGUAGCAACAGCAGUAGCAGCAACAGCAUCUGCUGCUGCAGGAGUGGUGGCACCAGCAGCAGCAGCAGCAGCAGCAGCAGCAGCAACAGAAACACUCACUCGAUCGGUAGCAAUAGCAGUAGCAGCAACAGCAUCUGCUGCUGCAGGAGCGGUGGCACCAGCAGCAGCAGCAACAGAAACACUCACACGAUCGGUAGCAACAGCAGUAACAGCAACAGCAUCUGCUGCUGCAGGAGCGGUGGCACCAGCAGCACCACCCCCAAAACUGGCAAAUCUUGCACCUCAAGUACACCAUCACACCUGCACCAGCAGCAGCAUGCCAGUAGCAGUACACCAGGACAGGCAGUCUCCCUUCACUACUACACUAGCACAGGCACUCUCCCUUCACUACUAA
Messenger RNA from Sycon ciliatum, 711 nucleotides. Its product is annotated as antifreeze protein Maxi-like. Bases 1 to 711 code for a protein of 236 amino acids. The transcript has a single exon. The record is from RefSeq and is a predicted model, not a curated record. NCBI's taxonomy places the organism in Eukaryota, Metazoa, Porifera, Calcarea, Leucosolenida, Sycettidae.